AUGUCAACUGGUGAACCAGCGACGAAGAAAUUGAAGACGGAGGCGUUGCCGGAGCACCUGAGUGGAAUUCCCGAAGAGACGAAGAAGGUUCUGAUCGAGAUCGAUACGGUACAGAAUGAAAUCGAUAGUCUGAAUGAAAAGGCAUCAGAGGAGAUUUUGAAGGUUGAGCAAAAGUAUAAUCUCCUUCGUCGGCCUCAAUAUGAGAAGCGAUGUGAGAUGAUAAAGAAGAUUCCGAACUUCUGGUGCACAGCGUUCCUCAACCAUCCUCAACUUUCGUCUAUUAUCGAUGAGAGCGAAGAGCAAGUCUUAGCACAUCUUAGCAACAUUGAGAAAGGCGACUCUUCAUCACCGCUUUCGUUCUUUGAAUGGCUGUCAGAGAAUGUGGAUCCAGCACACGACGAUAUCGCUGAGGUAAUAAAAGACGACAUGUGGCCAAACCCACUGCAGUACUAUCUUUUGCCUGAAAUGGAAGAAACUGGCGAUGACUUUGAAGAGCUUAUAGAAGAUGAAGAAGGCCUCGAAGAGGUAGGUGUACCACUUUUUUCGCUCGAAAUAUAG
Messenger RNA from Angiostrongylus costaricensis, 558 nucleotides. The record is from the annotation of a GenBank genome assembly. NCBI's taxonomy places the organism in Eukaryota, Metazoa, Nematoda, Chromadorea, Rhabditida, Metastrongylidae.